UUUAUUCAUAUGCUCUCUUUGCUCAACAGAUACAUGGCGUAAAACCUAUUUCAACUUGCUAUAGUUCAGGCUCCUAUUCAAAGAAGAUUAACGUUCAUUCAUCAGCAGCAAACUUCAUGGAUGAAGUAAACUAUAAAAACUUACUGGCCACAUCCAUACCUAAGGAAGAGGCCAAACUAAUGUCUGCCCUGAAACACAAAGAAGCUGAGAGGAAACGGCGAGUUCGAAUCAAUGGUCAAUUUGCAGAACUCCGCACUGUCCUUCCGAACUUAAUAAAGAGGAAGAAAGCAUCGGUUCUUGCAGAGACAAUCAAAUGUCUGAAAGAUCUGGUGAACACCCUAUCAGAGCUAAAAGAAAUAUAUGGUGUUGGCAGGUUGAGUUCUGUAUUUUCUGGUGGGACUGACAUGUUAAGAGUAGAGUACAGCCCUGGGCAGGGCCUAAAGCUUGUCAAGGUCAUGUUAAGCUGUGAGGAUAAAAGGAAGCUAAUGUUUGAUAUUGCAAGGGCAGUGAGGUCAGUAAAAGGGAAGUUGGUGAAGGCAGAGAUAUCGAUAAUGUGCGGGUGGACUGAGUGUGUUUUAUGGGUGCAAGGAAUAAAUAGCUAUCAACAGUUGCAGAUACUUAAGACAGCUUUGGGUGCUGUUAUUGAGCCUAAAAGGCCAAAUAACAAGCCACAGCUCUGUUGGUGAUCAUUUGCAGUGUCAUGGGAGUUUCAGAGUGCUGGUUGAAGAAGGCUAAGAAUUUAAUACCAGUAACAGUAGAAGGAGAAUGCAUAUAAGUUGACGAACUUGUUACAUAGGAGAAUUGGCCAGUAUGAUACAAUCUAUUAAUU
Molecule: messenger RNA, 829 nt
Organism: Ricinus communis (castor bean)
Lineage: Eukaryota; Viridiplantae; Streptophyta; Magnoliopsida; Malpighiales; Euphorbiaceae
Product: transcription factor bHLH131
Exons: 2
Coding region: 117-686 (189 amino acids)
Biological process (GO): regulation of DNA-templated transcription
Molecular function (GO): protein dimerization activity; DNA-binding transcription factor activity
Source: RefSeq, a predicted model, not a curated record